AUCUCCUCCUCCUCUCAAACUCUGAAACAAAACGGUGCGUCUUGCCGGUGCGCAGAGCUCCAGCAGUAAGAGGUUAUUCAAGAGCUCACUCUAGCAGAAAGCCCUCUGGCUGUCACGGGCAGACAGGGAGAAGUGCGUACCCAACGGGUGUGAGUCAGGGAGAUAGAGGGAGAGAGAGAGAGAAGGGAGGGGGGGCAGGAAGCAGCAGACCCUGAAAGAGAGGGAGAGACAGACAAAAGUAACAGUUAUAUUGUGACACGCACAGCAGAAGUUGUGUUGAAGACGCUGGAGAAGCCCAGUGGAUGCUGGGACCUCAGUUCUACAUGCUGCAAGGUGGAUGCUGCUGCUUUCUCAACAACCAUACUAAGGAGAAUAAAAACCCAUGACGGAUUAAGCUGUGGAUCAAGGUUUGGACAAAGGAAAGUGUUUUCUUUUUUGGUUUUCUUUCUUUGCAAUGAAAGACAUUUGUGGAUUGGAUUCACAGUCUGGACCUGGGGCUGCUGUUUUGGAUAUAGCCCACGGGUGAACUGGAUUGGAGCGACGACAAACAAGCGCGCACACAAAGGGAGGUGAUUUGCUUGUGCCUUAGUGAACCGAGUAAGAGCGGCUUCUGCCCCGCGGCUGCUGGGGUGCUGGGUGGGUGGUGUGGAAGGGACAAGGGGGAGGGGAGGAAUCCCCAGCCUGGGGCCGAGUCCUAAGGGAAGGCUCUUUAGAGCAUAAGCUUCCCCCAUUCCCCCCCCCCCCCGUCCCCCCUCGUCCCCCUCUGUCAUCAGCCCACCCUGUUAUGGCUCGGGGAAACCUCAGCGUGCCGGCCCACCGAGAGUGAGCCUUGUUCCCCCGCGGACCACAUGCUCAGAGCGCAGGAGAACCCGUAGCGCUCGAGGAACACUGACUUACUUACGAGUACCGAGGUUUGAAAGGAGAGAUUGACGCGUCCGGGGGGGCUAUUCAUGAGAGACCCACAGUGUGGGGACAGCUGUCGUUAUUGUGUUGCUCUUGCGUAACGGAUGCCCAUUCUCUGACUCCCCCCUACCUCCCGACCUUUCUCCUCCUUCUCCACCGCCGUGCCACCAAACAUGUUCAACACCACUCUGCCUGCGGGGAACGUCACCCAGCGUUGGGGCGAGGGCACCCCUCCGUGGGCUGUGAGCAACAGCAGCCUGUUGCCGGACAACGGCACCGCCGACUGCGUGAAGAACGAUCAGUUCAAGUACCCGCUGUACAGCGUCGUGUUCAGCAUAGUGUUCGUGGUGGGCCUGCUCACCAACGUGGUCGCCAUGUACAUCUUCACGUGCUCCCUGAAGCUGAGGAACGAGACCACCACCUACAUGAUAAACCUGGUGGUGUCCGACCUGCUCUUCGUCCUCACCCUCCCGCUGAGGGUGUACUACUUCAUCAACAAGAACUGGCCCUUUAAGAGCGUGCUCUGCAAGCUCUCCGUCUCUCUGUUCUACACCAACAUGUACGGCAGCAUCUUCUUCCUCACCUGCAUCAGCGUGGACCGCUUCCUGGCCAUCGUGUACCCGCUGCGCUCGCGAUGGCUGAGGACCAAGCGCAACGCCAAGAUCGUGUGUGUGGCGGUGUGGGUGCUGGUGCUGGCCGGGAGCCUCCCCACAGGCUUCAAGUUGGAGUCCACGUCCAGGCAGGACAACCACAUAGCCUGUUUCGAGAACUUCUCGUCCAAACAGUGGAAGUCACACCUGUCCAAGAUGGUGAUCUUCAUCGAGACGGUGGGCUUCUUCAUCCCGCUGCUGCUCAACGUGGUGUGCUCCGUCAUGGUGCUGCGGACCCUGCGCCAGCCGCAAGCGCUCAGCCAGGGCAGCAAGCUGAACAAGACGAAGAUCCUGCUGAUGAUCGUCGUGCACCUGUCCAUCUUCUGCUUCUGCUUCAUCCCGUACAACGUCAACCUGGUGUUCUAUGCACUCGUCCGCACCAAGACGCUGCCGGGCUGCCCGGCGGAGUCAGUGGUACGGACGAUAUACCCCAUCGCCCUGUGCCUGGCCGUGUCCAACUGCUGCUUCGACCCCAUCGUCUACUACUUCACCUCGGAGACCAUCCAGAACUCCAUCAAGAGGAAGUCCCAGGUCGGCCGCUCCUACGACAUCAAGUUCUCAGAGGCCCUGCAGUCCGAGUCCAGCUCGGCCCUCCAGUGCAGCCUGCGCAGCCUGAAGGCCAAGGUGUUCCACAACGAGUCUUCCGUUUGAAAUAUCGCUGUUUUGACGCCAUUGCAAAAGGUCAACCUGGGCUCUGCUUAAUGUCGGAGCCCCGUCGUAGCCCCUCCUUCCAAAGAAGUAUUAGGACUUUAACUCUUCCUCUCAGGACGAAAGCACUGACUUUUGAUCGGUUCUGCAGCGCAUGGAUCCAUGUUUUGACAAGGGACUCCUUGACUUCCACAGUGGAUCUGAGUGUAAACGACCACUUGAUAACAUGAAUCCCAGCUUGUUGAAUAAUAUAGAAAGAUGGAAUAAUAUGGCGAAUGAGAGUGUUAUUUCACUCAUGCAGUGUCCUGUAUGAGUGCAACGUGUAUAAAUGUGUACAUUUGUAAGUGAUGAGGCUAACUGAAAUAGUAUUUCUUAAGUUAACAUUAAUUAAUGUCAUGUUACGGUCUGACAUUAGUCUGGGUUCAUAUGCCGAGGCUUGUAUGUGGAACCCAUUAUGGGGCAUUUUGUUGUUUAUUGGAUGUCAUAUGUUUUUGGCGGAUUAAUGCACUGACAUAAAAAUGGAAAAUACUGCACUCAUGCCACUGGAAUGAAUUAAAUUCAUGUUCUGUCUAAACACAAA
Molecule: messenger RNA, 2781 nt
Organism: Gadus macrocephalus (Pacific cod)
Lineage: Eukaryota; Metazoa; Chordata; Actinopteri; Gadiformes; Gadidae
Gene: lpar6a
Product: lysophosphatidic acid receptor 6a
Exons: 1
Coding region: 1077-2204 (375 amino acids)
Biological process (GO): phospholipase C-activating G protein-coupled receptor signaling pathway; positive regulation of Rho protein signal transduction
Cellular component (GO): membrane
Molecular function (GO): lysophosphatidic acid receptor activity
Source: RefSeq, a predicted model, not a curated record